AUGGUCAUUGGAAGCAUAUUUGGUAUAGCUAAUGGAGCUUCUAUGCCGUUAAUGAUGUUAAUCUUCGGCGACCUGACAGAUUCUUUUAUCUCAUUUACCCAAUCCGGACCUGCUGCAAUUAAUAUAUCAGCAAUCUCAGGAUGUAGCAAUGUUUCGUUAGUAAAUACUGCAACAAAUACUAGUAUUACCGCUGUAAACACUUCCAUUGCGUCACAAGGCUUAGAAGAUAGUGUCCAUCGUUUCAUGAUAUAUUUCAUAAUCUUGGCCUGUGCUGUAUUAGUUGUGUCCUACCUACAGAUAUCAUCGUGGGUAAUAGUUAGCGAGAGGCAAACCUACCAGAUUAGAGUCAACUUCUUUAAGUCUAUUAUGCGACAAGAUAUUGGCUGGUUCGAUACACAUAAGAGCGGAGAACUUAUCACUCGUUUAUCAGAUGACAUCAACAAAAUUCAUGACGGUAUUGGGGAUAAAGCUGCAAUUUACUGCCAAUGGAUGGCUGCGUGUAUUGCCGGUUUUACUAUGGGAUUUGUUCGAGGAUGGAAAUUAACGUUGGUAAUCAUAGCGAUAAGUCCGUUAUUAGCUAUUGUAGCUGCCUUCAUGUCAAAGCUUGGAUCUGCAUUCACUAAUAAAGAAUUGGAAGCAUAUUCAAAAGCUGGCGGAGUAGCAGAAGAAAUACUUUCGUCAGUUAGAACUGUAGUUUCUUUCGGAGGAGAGAAAAAGGCCUGCGAGCGUUAUGACGGUCAACUAGAUCAUGCAUUACGCGUUGGUAUUAAGAAAGCAUUUGUUACAGGCACCGGUAUUGCACUUACGUUUCUCGUAAUGUUUGGAUCGUAUGCUCUAGCAUUUUGGUACGGCUCUACUUUAAUUGCAGCUGGAGAAAUGUCUGGCGGAACAAUUCUUACGGUAUUCUUUUCAGUGAUGAUUGGUGCAAUGUCACUAGGCAACGCUGCACCUUGUGUAGAANAUUUCGCUAACGCUAAAGGAGCUGGAGCUGUCGUUUUCGAAAUUAUCGAUACUAUACCACCUAUCGAUGCAUCUUCUGACGAAGGUGAAAAACCAUCUAAUGUCACUGGCGAUAUUCAACUUCGAAAUAUUAAUUUCACAUAUCCAGCCAGGAAAGAUGUUCAGGUUUUGAAAAACUUUAAUCUUAACAUCAAACAUGGUCAAACAUUAGCAUUAGUAGGAGGUAGUGGUUGCGGUAAGAGCACUGUAGUACAGUUAAUUCAAAGAUUCUACGAUCCACAGGACGGUUGUGUUGAAAUCGAUGGUUGUAACAUCAAAACUUUAAAUGUCAGUUGGCUUCGACAGAAUAUCGGAAUUGUUAGUCAAGAGCCUUGCUUGUUUGCUACUACCAUCAAAGAAAAUAUACGUAACGGUAACGAAAGCGCUUCCGACGAAGAUAUUACCAAAGCUGCUCAAAAUGCUAAUGCUUAUGAUUUUAUUAAGGCUUUACCAAAGGGUUUUGAUACAAUGGUCGGUGAACGUGGGGCUCAACUUAGUGGAGGACAAAAGCAACGUAUUGCUAUCGCUCGCGCGUUGGUUAAAAAUCCCAAAAUUUUACUAUUAGAUGAAGCAACUUCAGCACUAGAUAAUGAAAGCGAAGCCAUAGUACAAGCAGCUCUGGAUAAGGCACGCGAAGGUCGCACAACGAUAGUGAUUGCUCAUCGCUUAUCAACCGUAAGAAAUGCAAACGUACUCGCUGCGUUACAAGAUGGCGCUGUCGCGGAACUCGGUACUCAUGAUGAAUUAAUGGAUGUAAAAGGAAUCUAUUACGAACUUGUAACAAAUCAAACUUUCGGAAAAUCGGACGAUAACGAAGAUGAAGAAGAAAUCGCACAAAUCGACGAGAUCGCAGAUUUGAAAAACGCUUCGUUCAGAGCAGGAUCUCCUAAGGUUUUAGAUAAUUCAAAGAGAGGAAGACAAUCAUCCGUAUCAAAGCAAUUAUCAAGACAAUUUUCCUCCAAAAGCGCUAGUUCAGACGUGCAAAAAGAAGAAGAAGAAGAAAAAGAAGAUUUAUCUCCAGUAUCGUUCUUAAAGAUCAUGAGACUAAACAAAGAUGAAUUAGGUUAUAUCUUUAUUGGUACUCUCGGAGCCAUUGGACAAGGAUCUGUUAUGCCUGUAUUUGCUAUACUUUUUAGUGAAAUUAUCGCUGUAUUCGCCGAAUGUGAUCCUGUAAAACGAGAAAGCGAUGCAACAUUUUGGAGUUUAAUGUUUUUAGUAUUAGGGUCUGUCUCUGGAGUAGCAGUAUUUUUACAAACGCUUAUGUACGGAAUUUCAGGAGAAUAUAUGACAAAAAGAUUAAGAUCACAAACAUUUAGGGCAAUCCUAAAACAAGAAAUCGGAUGGUUUGAUGAACAGUCACACACUACCGGGGCUUUAUGUAAUCGUUUAGCUACUGAUGCUUCGGAAGUUAAAGGAGCUACAGGAACUCGUUUAGGCGCUGUCAUACAAUCUAUGGUAUCUAUGGUAGCUGCCUUAGUAAUAGCGUUUGUGUACGGCUGGAAACUCGCUCUAGUAAUUCUUGGUUGUAUACCUUUCAUGGCUGUUUCUGGUGCAGUUCAAACCCAAAUCUUUUCUGGAGGCGCAAAAAAGAACAAAGAUGCUGCCGAUAAAGCUGCUGAGGUAUCUACUGAAGCAUUGGAAAAUAUUCGUACUGUUGAAUCGCUAAAUUUGGAAAACAAAAUUAUUUCCCAGUAUUCUAAUGAAUUAAAAUUAAUGUUAAGGAAAUCGUUAAUUCAAGCACAUAUUUACGGUCUUGCGUACGGAUUCUCUCAAGCUAUUAUUUUCUUCACUUACGCUGGUGCUUUCCGUUUUGGAGCUUAUCUAGUUGCUAAUAAUGAAAUGACCUUUGUCGAUAUGUUCAAAGUAUUCUCUGCUAUUGUCUUUGGUGCAUUUACACUUGGUGAGACAAGUACCUUUGUUCCAAACUAUGCGAAAGCAAAACAGUCAGCAGCUAGGCUCUUUGCUAUUCUCGAACGUGAAUCAAAGAUCAAUGUCGAAAAUGAAGGUGGAGAACGAACGAAUGAGAACGAUACUACCAUUAAAUUUGAGAAUGUUAACUUUAAUUAUCCUACACGUCCAACGAUACCUGUACUAGAUGGAAUUACGUUUAAAGUAAAACCUGGCCAGACUAUUGCUCUUGUCGGUACUAGCGGUUGUGGUAAAAGUACAUCGGUUGCUUUAUUGGAACGAUUCUACGAUACAGCUUCUGGCAGUGUUACCGUCGGUGGAAAAGAAAUUAGGAAUAUCAAUAUAAAAUGGCUUAGAUCAUUAAUGGGUAUUGUACAGCAGGAACCUAUCUUAUUUAACACAACGAUUGCAGAGAAUAUUUCUUACGGAGAUAAUUCCAGAACCCUAACUCGAGACGACAUUAUAGCUGCUGCAAAAUCUGCUAAUAUCCAUGAUUUUAUUCAGGGUCUGCCUGAGAGGUACGAAACUUUAGUAGGUGAAAAAGGUACACAGAUGUCAGGUGGUCAAAAACAGCGUAUUGCUAUAGCUCGUGCUCUUGUUAGGAAGCCGCGUAUUCUUCUGUUAGACGAAGCCACAUCUGCAUUAGAUACUGAAAGUGAAAAGAUAGUACAAGCAGCUUUAGAUAAAGCUCGAAAAGGGCGUACUUGUAUCGUCAUAGCUCAUCGGUUAUCUACCAUUCGAAACGCUGAUGGUAUAGCCGUAUUUCAAAAAGGGAAGAUUAUAGAAUUCGGUACACAUGAUGAAUUAAUCGCAAAAGAAGGCGUUUACUUUAAAUUACAGAACACUCAAGUGUAA
This is a messenger RNA of Trichoplax adhaerens, 3762 nucleotides long. RefSeq lists its product as uncharacterized. The transcript is spliced from 20 exons. Gene Ontology annotation, molecular function: ABC-type transporter activity; ATP hydrolysis activity; ATP binding. Gene Ontology annotation, cellular component: membrane. The record is from RefSeq and is a predicted model, not a curated record. The coding region runs from base 1 to 3762 and encodes 1253 amino acids. NCBI's taxonomy places the organism in Eukaryota, Metazoa, Placozoa, Uniplacotomia, Trichoplacea, Trichoplacidae. Gene Ontology annotation, biological process: transmembrane transport.